Molecule: messenger RNA, 609 nt
Organism: Aspergillus nidulans FGSC A4
Lineage: Eukaryota; Fungi; Ascomycota; Eurotiomycetes; Eurotiales; Aspergillaceae
Exons: 3
Coding region: 1-609 (202 amino acids)
Source: RefSeq, a predicted model, not a curated record
AUGCACGACAUUCCCAAUGCUCGGAUAAUAGCCUUUGGUUACGACGUGGCGGUGUGGCAUCCCUGGAUUCAGGUCUCCCAAGGACGGCUGUCUGAUAUGCUGCUGACCUGCCGGGCAGUCUCUCUGGCUGCCGGAACGACAAGCGAAAAGUACACACAUACCAUCGGUAUCUGCUUCCUAGGAACUCCACAUCGCGGCGCCAAAAUUGCAACCUGGGGUGAGCGGUCUGCCCGGAUGUUCAACAUCUUCAAGCCCGUCAACCACCAGAUGGUCAACCUCCUGGAACCACGGUCCAAAGCCCUUCUUGAGAUGCGUCGGUCGUUCUACAAUAUUCUGGAAAAGCGGGAAUAUGAGGGCUCCCGGAUUCAGAUUGUCUGUUUCUAUGAGACGAUCCCCAUGUUGUGGUCCUUGAUUGUAUCUGAGGAUUCGGCUACCAUUGAAGGGGAACCGUGUUUCCCCAUCUUCGCUAAUCAUGUGGAUAUGAUCAAGUUUGACACUCGACAGCACAGUGUGUACAUGGAUAUAUUGCGAGAAUUACAGCGUAUGAUGUCUGGUAGGAGUUCCGACCAUCUCUGCCCCGGCUGCCGGAAAUAUUGCAACACGGGUUAG